Molecule: messenger RNA, 1569 nt
Organism: Penicillium salamii
Lineage: Eukaryota; Fungi; Ascomycota; Eurotiomycetes; Eurotiales; Aspergillaceae
Source: the annotation of a GenBank genome assembly
AUGUGCAAGGAGUCUUUGUUGCCAUCUUCUCGGUAUGUCAUUCGGUUCCGGAUCAAGAAGAAUGUCUGGGCCUACACGUCAAUAGCCACAGGAGUCCUUCAGUCACACAUUGGAAGCACCAUGAGAAAAUGGGAUGAUUUCCAAGACCAAAGAGAAGGCGAGAUUGAGUGCCUCGAAGUUCCACCUGCAGAAACCUGGACUUUUGUUGCGUCGACGGAAGCGACGAGGUCUUCUCCGUUGCCAUUCUUCCACCCGAACGUGGAAGACACAGAUGAUCAAUCAGAGGAACCAAAUUUUGAUGACUUUCUUGACGAAGAUUUUAUCGGGGGAAUCUCCCAAGCUGAUAAAUCAGUUGUCUUCAAUUUUGCUUUCGGUGAGCACAGUCUUGCGGCCGUCUACAAAAGGAGCACCUCGAUCGAAACCUUGGCACAGAAGAAAGAAUUCCCAUCGGAGGCUCCACUGCAACUGGUUCAAAAGUUACUGAAUCAAAAUCUUCCGCAACUUGACCUCGUCGCGCAGCAUUUGUUGCAUCAUUUCAGUACGGUACAAUCGUCACACGGAACCUCUCUGAUGGCUCUUGGACGAAUCAUAGACUACUACAAGAGCCACUUGCCCUAUGCGACUGUGUCAAUGAAUGUGAUAAGGGAGCCCGUCAGAUUGUGGGGCUGGACUCAGUCACUGGCUAAAGAACUUGACCUCCUCAGUCCCCUUGCGGAACAAGAAGCGCGCGAAAAUCGAAUUCCAACAACGAUAUACCCAAGCCAAUUAUCUCGUGAAUAUGCAUUCGCGGCGAUUCUUCAAUUCGAGUCCGGUGAUAUCAGCGUUGAUACUACCAAGCUAACAGAAGUCCUGGCGAUAUCUAGCGGCAAUUCCCUUUUCAUUGCUGAUCAACUGCUGCAUGAUCCGAUUGCCGCGGAGGAUAACUCAGCAGGGCACGUUUCACACGUCAUAGGAAAUGUUGGUAAACCAGGGGUCACGCUUUUGAUCUCUCCGCCGGAGUUGAACAUUCGCGAGCACGAGCUUGAGCGGUGGCAAUUUGUCAAUCACAGACCAUUUGACGGGGAGUCAAGAGGUGGGAUGUUCGACGGUACAUCCCUUCAUUUAUAUUUCACUGGUUGGGAAGGGGCCAUCAGUCCGCAGCCAACCAACUCUCGAGGACUUGAGGCAUAUUAUGUCGAGACCACAAUCUCAGUGAACGAUGCGGGGGAGUGGGUGGGCGAUGUAGACAUAUUGAAAGGACUCCGCAAUUUGGAAUUGGGAGUGGGGGAUCUGACUGAAAAGUGCUUGCAUGAUCAGUCUUUCACAUCGGCUGGUCUCAAGAUGAUUUCCAUCGACUGCUGGGAAGAGAUUUUGGAUCCGCCAGACGGUGUACUUUUGUUGCGUUCGACACCUGCAGCAUUGGAUCAAGGUAGGCAAUGGCAAUGGAUGGUCAGACUUGCUGCGGCAAGUAUCGCGUUUUCGCGACAAUAUCGAUGUAUUUGUUUGCCACUGGACAGGAGUUUUUGUUGGACCUGUGUGGUUGGCAAAAUCAGCACCCAGAGCAAGAAGAAUGUCUUGCUUAUUUAUUGA